AUGAAGGCGAAAGAGUUGGCGGAGAACGAUGAGGACAAGUCCCCUGCCUCCCAGAACAGUGAGCAAGAGAAUGUGGCAGUGACAUAUUGGACUCUGCUGAAGUUCAAGGCCCGGCUUGACCAAAUGCGCGACUGCUUUGAUGAGAAGCAGAGGCAUGGAAGGUGGAGUGGAAGCGGCGACUGCCUACGCGAUCCAUGGAUGGAAACAUCAAUCGUGGAGUUGCGGCAACGGCUCAUUGCCCAUGUGGAUGCCGAGUCAAAGCGGAGGAAUGCCAGCAAAGCCACCAUUCCCAGCCUUCCGGUUUCGCCACGGGAAAAGGACAAACUGGUGAAGGCAGUUUCGACUCACCCUGGCCAAGUACGCUUUGGUUCCAAGGCUUCAAUCUUUUCGGCCGCAACUCCGAACAGUUCCAACAACCAAAGCAGUAGAGAACUGAUCAAGGUGAAACCGCAGCAGACUUUGGGGCGGCGUGUGGCUCCAAAGGGUAUUGAGAUGACUGGGCCCACCCCGGGGCCAAAGGUGCCCCGGGCGCCCAGUACAUCGAGCACGGCAAAAGUGCCAGUGGUUUCGGAGGAUCCCCCAAGACGGCUGCUGCGACCAGAUCGACUGGCGUCGUUUGACAUGGACGAUGAGCUUGACAAGGACAAUGUUUCCAGCGUCAACAUUUCCAACAAGAACCAGACGAUCAAUGGCAGUUUCAAGGAAAAGGAAGAUUCGGAGAUGGUUCGUAGGUGCCUACCUGCGCGGAUUGAUGCCUUACUACCUCAGGAGAUGGCCCUCUGUUUCGAACAUGAGCUAUGGCAGAUGUUGCUGUCAACGGCAGGGGAAGCAUCAAGGACGACUGUGGAGGCAAGCGCGGAACGUUGGCGCUCUGCAUACAUCGCCCUGCGAGGUGGCCUUCGAUGCUUGUGGGAGGCGUUGCAAGGAUUUGAAGCUCGCCUGUCAGCACGAGAGCUGUGCGUUGGUUCCGACGGUGCCACUGUGGUUCUCGGUAAGGAGCGUCGCAACGAACUGCAAGGUCAUUUUAGCAGCGACUUGGCAGAGCUCUUUGCCUCGGCCAUGCCCAGCUGCGCGAAGAUUGCGCAGGUGCCAGAGAGCAUCGUGGAGGAGGCAGAGAAGCACCUCACCUGUGUCAUGGAGGCCUGGGAUGCAGUCUUGACCUGUAAGACGCAAAUCACUGAUCUCUACAUGGACAACGACGAACUUUCAAAGCGGAGGUUGGAAGAUCUGACCCAGGAUGCUGCAAAGAUCUUAGACUCAGAGCAGGAAAUCCUUCUUGAAGAGAAGGAUGCCAAAUGCGUGCGUGAUUUUUUGUUGGGAGCAUCCAAAUGUUCGGAGUUUCCAGAAGCUUGGCAAGCAAUCCUUCGAAGACUGCGACAAGAUUCCCGCUUCAAGUCAACCUGGGCAACAGUGGCAGGAAGUGUGCUGGAAGAGCUAAAAGAUGUCGGACGGAAAGAAGAGUCUGCUGCAAGGCGCAUUCAGCGUAUUUGGCGGCAGCAUGUGAUGAGUCGGCAGGAACUUCUAAAAAGCGGCAGCUUUACCGACGCUCACGAGAAGCCUGUUGGCAAGGUUCCGUCGCUGACCGUUGGCAAGGUUCCAUCGCUGACCGUUGGCAAGGUUCCAUCCCUGCCUGUUGGCAACACUCUAUCACAAAAGUCUGACAAGACCCUAGUCCGGAGCAGUUGCAAGAGCAGGAGCAGCAUGUUCACAACGAGGUCCGCGAGAUGGUCCCAAGCCCAUCUUUUUGACCAUCGGGUGGCAUGGUAUCCGAGAUCUGCGCCGGCUACCUCACCGGAAGAGAUCAGCAUUCAUUUGUUGACGGAAGGACUCAGCAUCAUGUGCAUGGAAACUCCAACCAUCGAAGCAGUGACACAGUUUCAUCGUAGAUGCACUGCCUUGGAUGCCUUGAAACUUGAAGCGAUCACAUCUCCCAGUGAAGCGGUGGCAUUCUGGCUGAACAUCCGAAAUCUAUCGGUAAUCAUUGCAUUGCUACAGCUGUAUAUCCAACCGCUCCUGAAACUCCCCAACAGCUAUGAAGAGUGGAUCGCUUGUCUCUGUGGCACAUCUCUCUUUGUUCGUGGCCGAGCACUUGGACCUGCUGACAUCGACCACGAUGUUUUGGGCAUUGGCCAACUGUCCUUGCUUCCACCACCUUCGCGGCUGAGUUUGGUCACUUUGGUCGAGACUCAGCCGACAAAAAGCUUGAUGCCAUGGCCCAUCUUUGGUUUAUGGCUUCCCAUUGCAUUUGGAUCUCCCAAAGUCCACAUUUUCAAGGCUGAGACCGUUGUGGAGCAGCUGCGUUCCAGUGCUGAAGAUUUCCUGGAAAGUUGCAGGUUUGAUGAGUCGACCAAUGGGUACCCGGGACUCGAAUUGCCACCAACACUGAGAUCUACCGCUGCUACUUGGCAGCCUUUGCUGAAAUCCAGAGGAUCCUUCUCUUUAGCAUUUCAAACACGUGCUGUGGACUGGACCUUCAAAGUUGAGGAAAAAGCGAGUGCCCUGUUCAUUGCAGGGGGAUACUCUUUUAAGGGCGACGUCUUCCAGGAUCCGUCUGACCCUUUUCCAAUUGCGCUACGCUUUGGUAGCUCUUUGGAGAUCUGGUGCUCCCGCAGCUGUGCCUGCAGUGUGGGCAAAUUCAGCGUCAGCAAGCGCGUCGGCUUCGGAGACCACGCGCCAAGGUUCUUGAGGAUGUUCAAAGACACCGAAACCUUGCACACAAGCCAAGGAAAAGAGGAGCUCCAUGGAGAAGAGGAGGAGUUCGUUGCCUGCGGAGCUGAGCGACUCUUUGAAGGCCCUGUGGGGAGUGCGCAACUGCGAGACAAAAGCGAGAAAGAGGAGUUGUAUCGCCUCAGGAUAGACUACUUGCAGCAGCAGAUCGACCUCUAUCGCACUGCUGGGGUCACAACCUUAGCCAAGCUUAGCAGUGGGCACAGCUCAAUGCCGCGCAGUGAUAGCCGAAGUGUUGAUCGCCGUAGGAAGCCACCACCAAGACGAGAUGAUAGCCGCCGGCGAGAUAGCCGAGACCGAGGACGCGGCAGGUCAGACUCACGAGGUGGAAGAAGCUGGCAACAAAAGAUGUAUGACCGCUACAAUGUAGAUGAAGCAGCGCAGCGGAAGCUAGGAAUGUUGCCCCCGGAACAAGCAGACACGCUUCUUCGCAACCUGGAGACAGGAAACAUUCGAAAUCCAUCAGCCUUUAUCAUGAAAGCUGAGGUCGUGACGGUCGAGACCGCGACGGCCGCGAUGGUGGCCGUGACCGUGGCCGCUAUGCAUCGCGGUCCAGGUCGCGGUCACGGCGCUGAGGCUCAAGUCCGUCUCAUGAGCCACGGACGUCAGAAGUUUCUGGGAUAUCAGCUGUCCGGGACACUCAGACUGGCCAUUGGCCACCCUUCGCCACCUGGAGCAGGCAGCGACAACCUUCUUUGGACCAAGGGCCCUGGCCAUGUAGUGAACGCAGUGCGAGCUGAUGGAGUGAGCACAGAGUGCAGUGCUUACCUCCGUGGCUACCUCCGUGGCACCGGUGGCACCGGUGGCACCGGUGGCACCGGUCCAUAUGGUCUCUGCCAGAGAGCUGUGGUCGCCACGAGGGUUGUGGUUCGAGAACCACUCACGAACUCUCCAGAGAGAGGUCGUGAUCGAGAAGCUCAGCUACAGCCAUUGGCAAAAGUCAUUUAUCCCACUGUUGGGCCCGUUCACAAUGUGCAGCCCAUCUUGGUACCUGCAGUGGCUCCUCAAGUGAUGGUUCUGCGACAAGGGCAGGCCAAGGAGCCCCUUGCAGUCAAAGCCUCACCGAUCCGAGCGGCACUGCCUGAAUCACGGGCGGGAGCCUAA
This is a messenger RNA of Cladocopium goreaui, 3831 nucleotides long. The record is from the annotation of a GenBank genome assembly. NCBI's taxonomy places the organism in Eukaryota, Dinophyceae, Suessiales, Symbiodiniaceae.